AUGGCUACCCCCAGUGUCCUUACCUUUGAUACUGAGGGUCGUGCUGUUGACUUUGAGGUCUGGCUCGAUGACCUCCAGCUGUUCCUACAGUGCGAUAGGGCAGACGGACUCUCCCUGGACCACUUCCUCUCACUUUGCCCCACCACACUCACCGUUGACCUCCUCAAGGAGCGCCUCCUAGCAGCAGAGAAGAGCAUAGUCGCUGUAGGAGCCUCUCGUGGUGACCCUCGCACCCCCGUCUUUGAGUGGUGUUCUCCCUCCCCCCUCUUGCCCUCUGUUGCUUCUGCUGCUGAGGCCGACCUCGUUGGCUUCGAGUCGGUCGGCGCUGCGUCUGCCCCUAGCGGGAGACGUCGCACAGGCAAGGGCAAGGGGGGCAAGGGCGUUGGAGGGGUUGGCGGGGGUGGUGGAGGUGGUGGUGGAGGCAGUGGAGGGGGUGGGGCGGGUGGUGGGAGUGGUGGUGGGGGUGGAGGUGUUGGUGGCAGCAGUGGAGGCGGAGGAGGCGGCGGUAGUGGCGGAGGGAGCGGAGGCGGCGGAGGUGGCGGAGGCGGCGGAGGUGGCGGAGGCGGCGGAGGUGGCGGAGGCGGCGGAGGCAGCGGAGGCAGCGGUGGAGCUGGUCGCAUCUCUGCACAGAGGAGUGGCUCCGGUGGUGGUCCGCGCCAGCAGCAGCAGCGCAGUCGGGCGGCAGCGUGA
This is a messenger RNA of Closterium sp. NIES-65, 690 nucleotides long. NCBI's taxonomy places the organism in Eukaryota, Viridiplantae, Streptophyta, Zygnematophyceae, Desmidiales, Closteriaceae. The record is from the annotation of a GenBank genome assembly.